This is a messenger RNA of Xenopus tropicalis (tropical clawed frog), 5579 nucleotides long. Lineage: Eukaryota; Metazoa; Chordata; Amphibia; Anura; Pipidae. The record is from RefSeq and is a predicted model, not a curated record.
CUCCUUUCAGAAGCGCUCAGCACACGGCUUGAGUCAGCGAACAGACCCUGCUUAAAGCAGCAUCUCACAUCUUGUUAGCCUUCUUCUGAAUAAGUCAUGCAGGCAGCUAAAUGCUGGGCUUUUUGCAGAGUAGAAUUGGUGAUUCUGCAGCGUUGAACCCAAGAGGGAUUCUGAAAGGCAGCACAGUGGGAGACAUGCAUGGAAUAUAUUUAUCACGUCAAGUGAUGGAUCAAACUUGAAAUCACUUUGUUGACUUAGAGAAAUUUAAAGAGCAGGUCACCUUGGCCGCCUGCUGAAGCCUGCUCUUUGCUAAAUAAAUAUAGAAAUAUUCUUAUCUGCUUGACUUGCUGCCCUGCAUAAACCAGCACACUGAUGGUAGAUGCACGAGGGAAGAUGAAAUGUCUGACUUUCUUUUUAAUGCUUCCAGAAACUGUCAAGAACCGCUCCAAAAAAGGCUCUAAAAAGGGGAAUUCCAGUCCCAGCAGCAAGUUACCUCCUGUCUGCUAUGAAAUAAUUACUUUAAAGACCAAAAAGAAAAAGAAGAUGGCUGCUGAGAUAUUUCCUAAUAAGAAACCAGCUAACAACAACCCAAAUUCUAUCCAGCAAUAUCACCAGCAAAAUCUCAACAACAACAACACUAUCCCAUCGCCACAUUGGCGAGGGCUCUAUGCCACCAUCCGGGAGAGAAAUGCAGUCAUGUUCAAUAAUGAUUUGAUGGCAGAUAUUCAUUUUGUGGUGGGACCACCAGGUGGAACUCAGCGGAUACCAGGACACAAAUAUGUUUUAGCUGUCGGGAGCUCAGUGUUCCAUGCUAUGUUUUACGGAGAGUUAGCCGAAGACAAUGAUGAAAUCCGGAUACCAGAUGUUGAACCUGCUGCUUUCCUUGCCAUGCUGAAAUAUAUGUAUUGUGAUGAAAUUGAUUUGGCUGCUGACACGGUUCUGGCGACUCUGUAUGCAGCUAAGAAAUAUAUCGUCCCCCACCUUGCCAGAGCUUGCGUUAACUUCCUAGAGACCAGCCUCAGUGCAAAGAACGCUUGUGUUCUUCUCUCUCAGAGCUGCUUGUUUGAAGAGCCUGAUCUGACCCAGAGGUGCUGGGAAGUGAUUGAGGCUCAGGCUGAACUUGCUUUGAAAAGCGAAGGAUUUUGCGACAUUGACUUUCAAACUUUUGAAAGCAUUCUUAAUCGGGAGACUUUAAAUGCCAAAGAAAUCGUCGUCUUUGAGGCAGCUCUUAACUGGGCAGAAGCAGAAUGUCAUCGGCAAGAAUUGCCUCCUACAAUAGAGAACAAGCGAAAAGUUUUGGGGAAAGCACUCUACCUGAUUCGCAUCCCGACAAUGGCACUUGAUGAAUUUGCGGAUGGAGCUGCUCAGUCGGGAGUUCUGACUGUCAACGAGACCAACGAUAUAUUUCUCUGGUAUACAGCUGCCAAGAAACCGGACUUACAGUUUGUAAGCAAGCCCAGAAAAGGCCUUGUCCCACUGAGAUGCCACCGAUUCCAGUCAUGUGCCUACCGUAGCAACCAGUGGCGUUACCGGGGCCGUUGUGACAGCAUUCAGUUUGCAGUGGAUAAAAGAGUGUUUAUUGCUGGCUUUGGCCUUUAUGGCUCAAGUUGUGGAUCAGCCGAAUACAGUGCAAAAAUCGAACUGAAACGCCAAGGGGUGAUUUUAGGACAGAAUUUAAGCAAAUACUUUUCAGAUGGCUCUAGCAAUACGUUUCCAGUUUGGUUCGAAUACCCGGUCCAAAUUGAGCCGGAUACUUUUUACACAGCUAGCGUGGUUCUGGAUGGUAAUGAGCUGAGCUACUUUGGGCAGGAAGGAAUGACAGAGGUGCAAUGUGGCAGAGUAACUGUACAGUUCCAGUGCUCCUCUGAUAGCACCAAUGGGACAGGCGUGCAAGGUGGACAGAUCCCGGAACUUAUCUUCUAUGCCUGACCCCGCAUUUUGUUUCUGAAGCCAAGUGUAUAUAUCUUGCUUUAUAGAACCCGAAAAGCUUAUGUUUGUAUAUAUAUAUCUUAUCAAUAAAGAUGCAGUCUAUCAGAUUAUUUUGCUACUAUAGAUUUCUGAUGCAUAGAUAAGCUCUAAAUGACAGGCAGAUGUACAAGUGCUUCUAUUUAAGAGAUAACCUAAAGCAUAUUUAAGUCUAUGUAUUUUGAUAUAUACACCAAGCAAAAAGGACCUAAAUAAUGGGUAACUACCUGAGAAGUCAUAGUCUUUAGAAAACCCAAGCCAUUUCCAGUAAGGAAAGAAUAUACUAGUUAGCAGAUACUGUCACAGAAUCCUUGAAAUUUGGGGUCAAAAUAAACAUGAAAUUACUUGUAAGGGUGAAGCUAUUGCAUUCAGUGAAAUCUUGCUUGGCUAUGUAUUGUGUCUGUGUUACAAAGAGAAUUGGUUGCAUAGGGAAAAAUGAAGACCUCUUGCUCCUUAUUAGAAUUACUGUAUAUGGAAGGCACAGGCUCUUUUAUCUUGUUGCGUGGCUUUACAUUUGCAAUAGUGAGAUUGUAUUGUCCCCUUGGAUUCAAAGGAGGCCGCGAGCUGCUGCAAAAAUUGGACUAAGGCCACAAAAACAUGUUCCUCUGAGCUCCUAGGAAACAAAAAAACAUUUGAAAUCUUUAUUUGUGGUUCAUUAAUGAAUGUGAAAUAUGUUUUUCAAAUACUACUAAAAUACUCCUUACUAGCAGUAGCUCUUAUUUAAUAAGUAUACAUUUAGUUUGCCCCUAAUGUAGCCCUUAAAUGAUGUAGACCAGUGCUCUUCAAUUUCUUUGGCGCUAUAGGCCAUAAUCUGGUUGAAGACACAUUUGAAAGUCAAAUAAUAUUAAAAGUUUAAUGUCAUAAAAAGAUGUAUUUGGAGUCCAUAAGGGCCGCAGAAAUGCCUUGGGUGGGCCACAUCUGGCCUGUGGCCUUCAGUUGAUAAUUGCAUUCUUAGACAACUUGCAAUCAGUUAUCAUUUUAAUAUCACCUCUCUUUCUAACCUGAAAUGUAUAUGCUGCCAGAAUGCCGAUUCAGUCUGCAGGCAGAUUUUUCUUGCUGCUAUUUUUCAUUAUUGCACUUUUACCUGUUUGGAUCUCCUUUUCAUCUUCUAGUCUGCUGCAUCAACCAUAGCCUGGUUGCUGGGGGACACUGUAUCAACCAUAGCCUGGUUGCUGGGGGACACUGUAUCAACCAUAGCCUGGUUGCUGGGGGACACUGUAUCAACCAUAGCCUGGUUGCUGGGGGACACUGUAUCAACCAUAGCCUGGUUGCUGGGGGACACUGUAUCAACCAUAGCCUGGUUGUUGGGGUCACUGUAUCAACCAUAGCCUGGUUGUUGGGGUCACUGUAUCAACCAUAGCCUGGUUGCUGGGCUUAUUGGGGUCUUAGCAACCAGCUCAGAUUCCAAAUUGGAAAGCUGCAGAACAAAAAUUUAGUUAAUUGAAAAACUACUGAAAAAAUUAAAACCCAUUGCCAAUUGCCUGAGAAGGCCAGUGGUUUCAAUCAUACUGAUGUUACUCUUCCUUUUUAACUUUUUAAUGUUAAGGUGGCAGCACCGCAAUGUGAAAGAUGACUACCGGCCAGGAACCCACCAGUUGCCCAGCCAAUGUUAUUCUUCAGUUUGUAUUACAAGCACCAUACAGUGGCAGAUACAUAAGUACUAAGAUACUGAAUGAAAGCUCCAGUUAAGAAGGAUGGGGUGGCCACUAACAAAAUAAAGGAUACAUUUUGUGGGCCUUUAGUGUCCUUUGAACUGUUUGGAUUUGAUUUGCCCAGAAUCCCAGAGCAGUUACCAGUAGCAACUAGUUUGAAAUAGUCUACUACAAGUUAGUUUCAUUGGUUGAUAUGGGAAUUUGUGCUGUGUUAGUAAACCGUCUCCCUUCACUUUUGGUGGCCUUUGUACCUUAUGUUGAAGCCUUCGCUGCUAUUGCAGAAUGUUUUUGUGGUUCUCUCGUUGACAGCAGCCAAAGUUUACAAGAGUGACUAAAGGGUGAAUUCUCAAAGUUCUCUUCCAAUUACUCCCAUUCCUUAUUCACUUAUAGGGACCUAUUAGUCAUGUUGUCUUGGGCCUAAGGGUUUACCAGAUAGCCUUUAAUAAUGUGGAGCACCAAGUUUUCAAGUAUAGGUGAUGUGUUAUCAUUAUAGACGUUAAGUCGGAAACUAGCUUUAGCGGAUUUCGAAACUGUCUUUAUCAAGGGUUUCCAGAUAACAGAUCCCAUACCUGCAAAAGCUGUUGGAGAAUUUGUUAGGGGAGGUUUGUGUAAUAGUUUUUUUUUCAAGCUUGGAAUUAUAUGCCCCUAUUCCUGGUAGGAAUCAAACUUGGGAGCAUGCUAGCUAAAUAUCAACCUGGAAAAUCUGGAGGCAUUUUUUAUAUUUUUCUUGUUAUUCCUGUCUGGCAUGAAAGUGGUUCAUGAAUUGACAGCUUUAUCAUAACAUUUACACUUUGGAUCAAUGUGCCUCUUGGUUAGAAUGUGUUCUUAAAGCAGCCCAACAUCAUUCCGUGCUAUAGGAUGUUAGAACUCAACAGCAGUGCCGAGCUUUAACACCCCACCUAAUCAAGUACUGAUAAUUGCUUUGGAAAUUGGAGAGCAGUGUGUCAAAAUUGACAGUGCAUAUUAAUGGGGGCUUUUAAAGGAGAACUAAAACCUGAGUAAUACCAUGGCUGUUUUUUCUCCCAGACAGCAUCACUGGGGACCCCCUAAAAGUCCCUAAACAUUUGCUUUACCUUGACCUGAGAAGUAGAGCAGCGCAGCAGGGUUGGCAGGCAUCCUCCCUUGUGAGUGCUUGGUGUGAGCAACUGCAGAGAAAAGGACCUGAAGCGAUGGGAGAUGGCGCCUACCAACCUCACUGCACUACUCUGCUUCUUAGAACACAGUACAGCAAUUUUGGGCGUUUAGGGACUGCAGUGGUGCCAUUUGGGAGGGGGCUAAAGUUAUUUCCCAGGUUUAUUUCUCCUUUUUAAAAAUAAUUUUCCAUAUUAAGAAUUGUUAGUAACUUCUAAAAUGAGUAGUAGUAGUAGUAGUAGUGUUUUUAAAAGAACCAUAUUAUAUCUGCUUUGUGCUACAUCUCUGAGAUCCAUAGUUCACCCUACAUCACUUUACAAAUGGAAACUACAUCAAUUUUUUGAAAAUAAAUUGCUAAAUGCAUUGAGUGAAACUGUAUGCACAGUCGUCUUAUUUCUGCCAAAAUGUAUAAAGUGGUUGCAGUAGCUUGCCAGUGUAUUUGUAACAAGCUGAUGAUAGGGUUCUAAGGAAAACGUUCCUAUGUGACAGCUGUGAUGUUCUUGUGGCCUUAUAGCCUUACUCGCUGGUGCAGGUCCGUGUAGCUGCUGGUCUGUUUAUUUAUUUUAUAUCCAUUUUCUCAGCAAACAGUGGCUUUGUCAGCGUAGAAAUUGAUAUUGUCCCUUAAUUACAAAUAGAAUUUUCAAAUAGUUUCUGACAAUUUUUAUUUUGACUUUAAAAUAUUUUACUAAUAAUUCCAGCUUGUUUCCAUACAAUGUUAUUUGUUUUAAAAUAUGUUUGGGCAUCGAAGUGCCAUGCUUCUUGUGGCAUAUAUACUGUAAAAAUGUACAUUUCAAACUGUAAUUUUUUUUUAAUAAAUGUAGUUCCACUAAA